Schizophyllum commune H4-8 is the source of this 1709-nucleotide messenger RNA. RefSeq lists its product as uncharacterized. NCBI's taxonomy places the organism in Eukaryota, Fungi, Basidiomycota, Agaricomycetes, Agaricales, Schizophyllaceae. Gene Ontology annotation, biological process: protein folding. Gene Ontology annotation, cellular component: cytosol; chaperonin-containing T-complex. Bases 42 to 1616 code for a protein of 524 amino acids. Gene Ontology annotation, molecular function: ATP hydrolysis activity; ATP binding; ATP-dependent protein folding chaperone. The transcript is spliced from 8 exons. The record is from RefSeq and is a predicted model, not a curated record.
GCGGACGCGUCUUCGACUCCCAUCUAUCGCUGCCCUUCACGAUGUCUAUGCAAAUAUUUGGGAACCAGGCUACGGAAGAGAAGGCCGAAAAUGCACGUCUCGCUUCCUUCGUCGGGGCUCUCGCGGUGGGGGACCUCGUAAAGUCAACGCUCGGACCCAAGGGCAUGAACAAGAUCCUGCAAUCUGCUUCUUCGGGCGACAUCAACAUCACAAACGAUGGCGCUACCAUCUUGAAAGCCAUCCAACUUGACAAUGCCGCCGCCAAGAUCCUCGUGAACAUCUCGAAGGUGCAGGACGAUGAGGUUGGGGAUGGGACGACCAGUGUCACCGUGCUCGCGGCGGAGUUGCUGCGCGAGGCCGAGAAACUCAUCGGGCAGAAGAUCCACCCGCAGACUAUAGUGGAGGGCUACCGGAUCGCGAGCACGGCGGCGCUGAAGGCUCUUGAGGGUGCGGCGGUUGACCAUCGGACAGAUCAGGAGAAGUUCAGGCAGGAUCUCUUCAACAUCGCGCGGACAACCUUGUCAUCCAAGGUUUUGUCGCAGGAUAAGGACUACUUCGCGAACCUAGCAGUGGAUGCUGUCCUGCGGUUAAAGGGCUCUACGGACCUCGAACACAUUCAGAUCAUCAAAAAGGUUGGCGGCAAGCUGACCGACUCGUACUUGGAUGAGGGCUUCAUCCUUGACAAGACCAUCGCCACCAACUCGCCGAAGCGGAUGGAAAAUGCGAAGAUCUUGGUCGCCAACACUUCCAUGGACACCGACAAGAUCAAGAUCUUCGGCGCGCGCGUCAAGGUCGACGGCACGGGCAAGCUCGCAGAGCUAGAGCGUGCAGAAAGGGAGAAGAUGAAGGCGAAGGUGGACGCGAUCGCGGCGCACGGGAUCAACUGCUUCGUCAACCGACAGCUGAUCUACAACUACCCCGAGUCCCUGCUCGCCGAGAAGGGCAUUAUGGUCAUCGAGCACGCUGACUUCGAGGGCGUCGAGCGGUUAUCACUCGUCACCGGCGGUGAGAUUGCCAGUACGUUCGACAGCCCAGAGAAGGUCAAGCUCGGCCACUGCGAGCUGAUUGAGGAGAUCAUGAUCGGCGAGGAUAAGCUCAUCAAAUUCUCUGGUGUGGCUGCAGGCGAGGCAUGCACCGUCGUCCUCCGCGGCUCGACAAAUCAGAUGGUCGACGAGGCCGAGCGCUCCCUGCACGACGCCCUCUCCGUGCUCUCGCAGACUGUCAAGGAGACACGCACAGUGCUGGGCGGCGGCUGCGCGGAGAUGCUCAUGAGCGUCGCCGUCGACGCCGAGGCGCAAAAGGUCAAGGGCAAGAAGGCCAUCGCGACGGAGGCAUUCGCGCGCGCGCUCCGCCAGAUCCCUACCAUCCUCGCCGACAACGCCGGCUACGACUCGUCCGAGCUGGUCGCGCGGCUGCGCGCAGCGCACUACAGCGGCGAGCACGACGCGGGCCUGGAUAUGGAGCGGGGAGACAUCGGUUCCAUGCGCGAGCUCGGCAUUACGGAGAGCUACAAGCUGAAGAGGCAGGUGGUUCUGAGUGCCAGCGAGGCUUCGGAGAUGAUUAUUCGCGUGGACGACAUCCUGCGCGCUUCGCCCAGGAGACGCGAGGCAGUGUAAGCCGCCGAAUAUCUCGUAAUACCACAAGGUUGUAGAUUAGACAUGCGCAUUCUAAUGCUUGUAUUCUACUGCGCGACUUCGAGAGACCAGGCC